Cantharellus anzutake is the source of this 1598-nucleotide messenger RNA. Its product is annotated as snRNA-activating protein of 50kDa MW C terminal-domain-containing protein. The coding region runs from base 199 to 1470 and encodes 423 amino acids. Gene Ontology annotation, molecular function: core promoter sequence-specific DNA binding; RNA polymerase III type 3 promoter sequence-specific DNA binding; RNA polymerase II cis-regulatory region sequence-specific DNA binding. Gene Ontology annotation, biological process: snRNA transcription by RNA polymerase III; snRNA transcription by RNA polymerase II. Gene Ontology annotation, cellular component: snRNA-activating protein complex. The transcript has 7 exons. The record is from RefSeq and is a predicted model, not a curated record. NCBI's taxonomy places the organism in Eukaryota, Fungi, Basidiomycota, Agaricomycetes, Cantharellales, Hydnaceae.
UACAGCAGUAUAUAGGUGGAGGGGAAAAAAAUAAAGGUACGCGACAGUCUGCGCGACGGCAAAAAGAUAUUGCCAACCUAUCUUCUAUAUUCCACUAUGGGGUCUUGCCUAAUAUUGCCAAUAUUUGAUGGACGAUUUGGCGGAAAGCGCCGCUACGACGGACAAAGUAUAUGUAACGUGAUGUGAACGUGAGCCCUGAUGCAACCCAGCCAUCGCUGGGACGAGAAUGCGACAUUCGGUCCUCCAUCUCAUCCAAUAUCGAUCGUCAAAUUUAUAGAGGAAGCUACAUCACUCAACCGUGACGUCUCAUUGGGGAGGGAUAGCCCAAGUUCCGAGGAUUCAUUGAAGUGGAAUCGCGUUGACGACGUCACGCACGACAAAAUAGAGCAAGAAUACAUAAGGAACAACCUAGGAAAUCCUAAAAAAGAAGCGAUUUUGCGAAGCUUCCAUGACCUUCAGCUGAAUGAAGAAUUUGGUGAAAAUGGUGCAAUGAAAAGGCGGAAAGGACACGCUGGCUUGCGCGGUGAAAUUUCAUCCGUGCGUUUGGGUCGUUCAAGCACUGCAAGUGAUGAGCCCGACCUCACUCAUUUCGAGAAGACUAUUCGGGAUAUCCCAUUGGAGUGUUGGAACGUGUCUGCGGAAGCCAACCUUUAUUCCCGAUUGCGGCGUAAUGAGGACAUAAAUAGUUUAAGCAAUAUUAAAUACAGCUCGGUUCCAAGCAAGGAUGGUUCCGCCUUAUGUUCGAUCAGUGGUAUCUUUGGAAGCGGCAGUCCCAUUGCGCUCAUCACAUACGCAAUUUUCUCCCGCGGGUUUUCUUUCCCUCACCAUUUCCAUCGAUCCUCUACGCAUGUUGCUCUUUCCACUCAGACUCUGGGAGAUGUGUACGACAACAUGCCGUGCCUGGAGAAAUUCCUCCCACAAGAAAUUUUAAGCGAUGAUGGGAAAACUCUUGUGGGCUACGAAGAUCAUGUCGAAGAAGGCAAAGGAGUUGUUAUAUGUGUGGAGGGUGUUGUGCAUGGUGAUGGAUUAGGUGCGCAUGAUUAUGGCGAAAAACUGAAGACGUAUAUCAACAAGAGAGGUCCUGGUUUUGUCCACCUGGGAGCUGGAAUUCACAGCGUCGUACUUGCAAACCUGGCUUUCCGACUACAUCAACCUUAUUAUCUUCUGCACCAAGGAGACUGCGAACACUUCAUCGUUUUCAGUCAAAUAAGAUUGCCGACACCCACUGACCCCCCCGCGAAUUAUCCUCUGACAAUCCAACUGUCCCCUGCCAGCAUAACGAGCAGGAAGCCUCUAUGCAGGAGUUGCAACAGACUCCCCGCAGAACUAUCUAUCGUCGGAGACGUGCGAACUGGCGAGCCCAUCACUCUCGUAUGUCGGAUGUGUUGGCAGAUAUUAGGGCCACCCCUUGAAGGCAGGGACGAGACCGCUAUGGUUAUCAGAUUGCUUGGAGAUGAGGGACUAUGCUGAAGCACCAGUUUAUCCCGGCUUGUUUAUCCAUAUACUGUAAUAUUUUAUCAAAAUGUACACGAUGAAGAUACCAGUGGCCUACUAGUACAGCAAAUGCGCCUCGAGAUCAAACCAUGCGGCGACUGACC